AUGAAUGUGCCAUGUUCUGUGAAGGCUGCCUCUGGUAUCGGCAAAGAGACUGCAUUCACGUUUGCAGAGGCUGGUGUACACGGUGUUGUUUUCGCGGACAUCAAUUAUGAAGGCGCAAGGUAUGCCGCUGAGGUGAGCAAGGGAUAUGCCAGGCAUACAGAGUAUCGAGCUUUUGCAGCCAAUGUGGAUAUUUCCGAUUCUGAGAGUGUACAAGACCUUAUUGUAACCACAGUCAAGGAGAUUGGGCGCAUCGAUUGCGCUGUUAUUAGUGCGGGGAUUGAUCUAGAGAACUUUGGGUCCUUCACACCAAAUGUGGAUCUUGAUGUCCUUGCUAAAACGACGGACGUUAUUGUCAAGGGAGCGACUAUGAGGGCCAUGGCCGAACAGCAGCGUCGCAAGUAUACUGGCCGCUACGGUGAACGCAGCUCGGGAAAGGGCUCAAUUAUUUUGCUUGGAUCCACCAACUCCAUAGCUGCUUCACCAGGCAUGGUCUCCUAUGUAACAGGCAAGCAUGCAGUCAUCGGUAUUACUAAGGCUGCCGCUGUGGAUGCAUUAGCCUUGAAGAACGACAUACCACCAUCUCCUCUUCCAAUCAAUGAAUCGGCAAAAUUGGACAAAAUGCUAGGACUUUUGAUCUUCUUGCGUCAGAUCCGCCGUGAAGAUGACUAG
Molecule: messenger RNA, 669 nt
Organism: Diaporthe amygdali
Lineage: Eukaryota; Fungi; Ascomycota; Sordariomycetes; Diaporthales; Diaporthaceae
Exons: 7
Coding region: 1-669 (222 amino acids)
Molecular function (GO): oxidoreductase activity
Source: RefSeq, a predicted model, not a curated record